Molecule: messenger RNA, 1617 nt
Organism: Cladophialophora psammophila CBS 110553
Lineage: Eukaryota; Fungi; Ascomycota; Eurotiomycetes; Chaetothyriales; Herpotrichiellaceae
Exons: 1
Coding region: 1-1617 (538 amino acids)
Biological process (GO): amino acid biosynthetic process
Molecular function (GO): aspartate kinase activity
Source: RefSeq, a predicted model, not a curated record
AUGAUUGCACGAACAGAGGAAUAUCGACCAUGGCUUGUUCAGAAAUAUGGCGGCACCAGUGUUGGCAAGCUGCUGGACACGAUUACAGCAUCUAUUAUUCCACAAUACCUGGAAGACUACAACGUCGCAGUGAUUUGCUCGGCGCGUUCUAGCGCAAGCAAGUCAGCCGGUACAACAAGUCUUCUCCUAAGGGCGUUAGCUUGCGCUGUGUCAGAGGAGGCAUGUACGGUUGAUUUCGACGAAGUUGUCGAUAUUAUUCAGAGUGAACAUCUUUUGGUUGCAGCAUCUCUACCCAAUGAGGGUGCCCUGCAACCCGCGUCGAAGAUCAUUCAACUGUUACGACAGAACAUUAUCAAAGAAUGUGAAGCCUUGAGAAGAUUCUUACAGGCCACUCAGGUCAUCGGCGAAGCAUCUGACAGAGCGCAAGAUAGGGUGCUUGGUGUUGGAGAGAAACUGUCCUGCCUGGUGGUUGCUGCCGCGUUGUCACUCAGAGGAGUUGAAGCAGAGAUGGUGAAUCUAGAAAAUAUUGUCCAAACUGCAGACAAGCGUUCGACUCGUGAACAGCAAGCAACCUACAAACAAAACCCUAUUCUAUUCCUCCAGGGACUUCGAGGCGCAGUCAAAGAUGCAAUCCUUCAGUGCUCUGCGACGGGGAAAAUACCAGUCGUUACUGGUUUUUUUGGCUCCAUGCCACAUUCGCUACUGCAUACCAUCGGCCGUGGAUAUUCGGAUCUGUGUGCUGCGCUGUGUGCGGUCUCAUUAGAUGCUGACGAGCUCCAGAUAUGGAAGGAGGUUGCUGGUAUCUUUACAGCCGAUCCUACGAAAGUAUCAACAGCCAGAGUUCUGCCGAUGAUAACGCUGGAGGAGGCGGUCGAGUUGACAUAUUACGGCAGCGAGGUGAUCCACCCUCUGACAAUGUCACUUCUGAACAAAGAAGACAUCAACCUGCGCUUGAAGAAUGUGAAGGAUCCUGCCGGCGCCGGCACCGUCGUCUACUCGACAACGCCUAGCCCGAGUCCAGUGCAGGCACCCAAUUCUACGGAGAUGGAGAUCAGUCGUUCAUUAUUCAUGACUUCAAACGGAUACUACGGCAAGGAGCAGGCUAAACGAGUUCCUACCGCCAUUACAGCAAAAGAUUUAAUCACUCUCGUCAAUAUCACUUCGAACGGCAAGCUGCCUCCCCAAGCAUUCCUUGGUCAGAUUAUCGGCAUCCUUGGACAGCAUCAGCUUUCCGUCGACUUGGCAAGCAGCAGCCGUCAGUCGCUCAGUCUGGCUGUAUCGGCUUAUGGAUUGGUGAAUGUCUCUGAUUCAAUUGAGGAAGCCCUGUCAGAACUCGAAGAGUUCGGCUCAGCCAGCAUCGUGCCGAAAAUGUCAAUCAUCUCGGUGGUCGGUCAUAAAAUGAAAAACAUGGUAGGGAUUGCAGCUGAAAUCUUCUCCGCUUUGGCAAGCGCUCGGAUCAAUAUUCAUUUGAUUUCGCAAGGAGCGAGUGAGAUCAAUAUUUCGUUCGUCGUGAGGACGCAAGACGCGCUAUUGGCCAUGGAGGUCAUCCAUUCGCAAGUCAUGCGAAUUCCUGGACACGCGGAGCGCGAGAUUUCUCUCAUAAGAGGUGAGCAAUAA